UUUUUUAGAAUGAUUGUUGAAAGAUUGUUGAAAUGGUGACAUGUCGUUCAAGGUUAUGUGUCUAGGUUACCUUUAAAUUAAUCUAUGUGGCAAAUUUCAUCAUGGCAUUAUCAAGAAUUAGCUUUUCAGACAAUUUGCUGAACACCUUCACUCGCAUCUCGCGCGCAGCGUGCAUGGAAAUGCAGCGUGCAAGAUCAACAACACUUCAUCGAAAAUUGCAGGCUCUACAUGUGACAAGUAUGCGUUGUUAUCCGGAUCCGCCGACGAUCGCUUUACCAAACAACGUUUGCGACAUCUUUGCCAAUGAGACUGGUCGCUUCACAUCGGAACGCGCGCGCGACAUAGCUCUGUACGCCGAGAAUGGCGGUAUUGCGGCAGAUUGCUCCGGUUUUCCAAAGAUUCACGACAAUGGUCACAUGGAUUCAUAUGACUGUUUUGGCGCUGUUAGUCUGAAUGGCACAAUGCAGAGCAACGUACCGAAGCCCUUUUCGUCGCAUGGCAAAUCAACGCAUCUUAACAUGCCCGGUGGACAGUGGUCACGCGAUGGCAAAUACAUUGCCGAGGACAUGCAACGUUCCCAUUACCGCAAGCUGUCGUAUACCGCAACUAAUGCCUUCAUAACCAGCCCGCUUUUACGAGCGACAUAUCAGCCAAUCCAUACAAUCAGAAUAGGCUACUCGACUGAUACGUUUGAGGCGCCUAAGGACACCAACAAGGACCGAACAGCAAUGCCGACCAUGAUUUCGAAGCGGGAAAGAUUUCGUCUAAUGUUGAGGGAUUAUGGAGGCACCCUUCUUGCCUUUCAUAUUACUAUCUCGCUGAUAAGUCUUGGUGGUUGUUACAUGGUGGUUAUUAGCGGAAUCGAUGUAAUGCCACUCAUGCAGACUCUAACAGGUGGAAACGAACAGCUCGACAAUUUGAUGAAGACAUCAACGGAUUUCAUAUUGGCGUACACCGUACAUAAAUUACUCGCACCCGUACGAAUAUCGAUAUCUUUGACCGUAACACCAAUACUUGUGAGACAUCUGAGAAAGAUCGGUCUGCUCAAGAUGCCGAAAACGAAAACAACACCACCGUCUUUAGAAAAGUAAUGUAUUUUUUUGUUCUCUAAAAACUGUCUCGUUAUACUAUACGCAUCGGUAAGAGAUAACUCAUAACGAUAAAACAACUCUGUACAAAUGGUAAUGUCUAUAUAAAAAGUCCUAUACAGUCCCUAAAAAUGGUGAUAUUUUAUAAUAUUGGAUGGAAUAUAGUCUUUUCUUACAAUAGUAUCUAUUAUAUGUAUAGCACUCUCAUCAGUAUUUUGUAUAAAUUUAAAUAAGUCUAUAAUUGCUAUCAGACAAGCUUUGUUAUUCCAUUAGAUCUAAAUAAGCAAGGCUGUAGUUUUCUCUGCGUAUUUUGUAAAGUUUCAACUUGUAAUAUAAUUACGCACGCGUGUUACACAAGGUGCAGGAAUUGAUGUUUAAUUAUGUUUAUCAUUACAAUUUUGUAAAGAAAUUAUUUAUGAAUAAACAUUGAAUUGGCAAGGUCAA
Molecule: messenger RNA, 1532 nt
Organism: Linepithema humile (Argentine ant)
Lineage: Eukaryota; Metazoa; Arthropoda; Insecta; Hymenoptera; Formicidae
Cellular component (GO): mitochondrion
Source: RefSeq, a predicted model, not a curated record